AUGAGAAGACCUAAUGACACCAUCCCUCACCCUGCAGGAUUCAUUCUAGUGGGUUUUUCUGAAUGGCCUAGGCUAGAGAUGGUCCUCUUUGUGGCCAUCUCUAUCUUCUACAUAAUGACUCUUCUUGGGAACACAGCUAUCAUAAUCCUCUCCUACCUUGAUCCACGACUCCACACCCCUAUGUACUUCUUUCUGGCCAAUCUCUCCUUCUUAGACCUCUGCUACACUACUAGCACUGUCCCACAGAUGCUGGUGAACAUCCAGAGCAAAGAAAGGAGCAUAACCUUUGUUGGAUGUGUUGCUCAGCUUUUAAUUUUUCUUGGUCUGGGUUCUACUGAAUGUGUACUCCUUUCAAUCAUGGCCUUUGACCGCUAUGUUGCCAUCUGCCAGCCACUGCGCUACACUGUUAUUAUGCAUUCACGGUUAUGUCAUCAGCUUGCAAUAGUAGCCUGGGUUACAGGCUUCAGCAAUUCCCUCAUACAGACAGUGUUGACUCUUCAGCUUCCCCGCUGCGGGCAUUAUCGAUUAGAGAAUUUUUUCUGUGAGGUACCUGCUAUGCUUUUAUUGUCCUGUGCAGACACUUGGGUCAAUGAGGUAGAAAUGUAUGCAGCUGUGGUAGUCAUAAAAGUCAUCCCAGUAGGGCUGAUCCUCUUUUCUUAUGCUAACAUUGCCUGGGCAGUGUUGAAGAUUCAAUCCUCUGAGGGUCGGAAGAAAGCAUUCAAUACCUGUGGGUCUCAUUUGCUGGUGGUUAUUAUGUUCUAUGGUUCAGCCAUCAGUGGCUAUGCCUACAUGGCCCCCAAAAGUAAAUCAGCUAAGCUGAAAGGGAAACUUCUUGCCCUCUUUUAUGGACUCAUAACCCCCAUGCUCAACCCACUCAUUUAUACUCUGAGAAACAAGGAUGUGAAAGCUGCAACAAAGAGGUUACUGGGGAGAGAGCAAGAACAUGGGUGGAGUAUGACUUAA
Molecule: messenger RNA, 963 nt
Organism: Gracilinanus agilis (Agile Gracile Mouse Opossum)
Lineage: Eukaryota; Metazoa; Chordata; Mammalia; Didelphimorphia; Didelphidae
Product: olfactory receptor 10-like
Exons: 1
Coding region: 1-963 (320 amino acids)
Biological process (GO): G protein-coupled receptor signaling pathway
Cellular component (GO): membrane
Molecular function (GO): G protein-coupled receptor activity; olfactory receptor activity
Source: RefSeq, a predicted model, not a curated record